This is a messenger RNA of Tripterygium wilfordii, 1987 nucleotides long. RefSeq lists its product as uncharacterized. The record is from RefSeq and is a predicted model, not a curated record. NCBI's taxonomy places the organism in Eukaryota, Viridiplantae, Streptophyta, Magnoliopsida, Celastrales, Celastraceae. Bases 275 to 1987 code for a protein of 570 amino acids. The transcript has 3 exons. Gene Ontology annotation, molecular function: zinc ion binding; nucleic acid binding.
GGCAAGGUUGGUUGCAUGAGACCUAUUCUUACGCAAUCACUUUAGUCUGUUAUGAUCAUGUAAUUAGUUUUUAUUUCUUCCUUGUUUUACGCAUGUAAUAUCCCUAUAUAUGGGUCUUGCAAAUUGAGUUUUAAAAAAUAAGAGAAAUCAUUUUUUCUCCAUUAUGUUUAUCCUUAAUUUGCUCUGGAGAGUUAGUAUUCAUCUUUAACCAAAAGAUAAGAGUCCAGUCUUAACACCAACACAGUGGUAUCGGAGCUUUUCACGAUCGUGGGAGAUGGCGUCCAACUUGGUUCAGCUACAAGUACCUGAAUUAAAGAAAGAUAAUUAUGGAAAAUGGUGCAUUCAAUUCAAGGCGUUAUUUGGUUCACAAGAUCUGUGGGAUAUAGUCAGCAAUGGCUAUAUUGAGCCUACUCCUGAGCAAGAAAGUGCAUAUACUCAGGAGCAGAAGAAUAUUCUCAAGGAUCAAAGAAAGAAGGACAAGAAGGCCUUGUUCUUACUUUAUCAAGGACUGGAGGAUGACACGUUUGAAAAGAUUUCAGAAGCUGUCACCAGCAAAGAGGUGUGGGACAAGUUGGGGAUCAUCUACAAAGGUGUGGAACGAGUGAAGAGAGUACGCCUGCAGACGUUAAGAAGUGAAUUUGAAGAAGCUCGCAUGAAGGAAGGAGAAACAGUGUCUGACUAUCAUUCCAAGUUGAUUGGCAUUGUUCACCAGAUGCGAAGGAAUGGAGAAACACUCGACGAUAAUCGAGUGAAUGAGAAGUUGUUGCGGUCCCUAAUGCCAGUUUUUGAUUAUGUCAUUGCGGCAAUUGAAGAGUCGAAAGACCUGGCCACCAUGAGCACAGAGGAGCUGCUUGGGUCACUUCGUGUGCACGAAUUGCGGAUUCGAAAGACUGGAGAUGUCGAUGUCACAUCUACAGAGAAAGCUUUGCAAUCCAAAAUUUCUUUUCAAGGCUCUGGAGGAAGUCGUAGUAGGGGACGUGGUGGAUUCAAUCCUCGAGGGAGAGGAGGUCGUGGUAAUUCCAUGCAGACUAGAGGGACACAAUAUGGUGAGGGACGAAUGACUGUACAAUGCUGGAAUUGCAAGCAAUAUGGACACUAUGCUUCUGAGUGUCGUAACAAGAAUGACAAAAUGGCCAAUUUUGCUGAAGGGUCUGCAGACUCACUAGAGGAGCCAACAUUAUUGUUUGCUGAAGGUUCAUGGGAGGAGCCCAUGUUGGACGUUAACGUUGCUGAUGGGUUAGAUGAUCCACAGGAGGAGCCCAUGCUGCAUGUAGCUGGCACUGAAACUCUUCAAGAAGGAAAUGUUUGGUAUUUGGACUCUGGCGCAAGCAACCACAUGAGUGGAAGAAGGGAUUUUUUCAUGGAAUUGCACGAACAUACAGGACGAACUGUUAGUUUAGGAGAUGCUUCUAAGUUACAAGUUGCAGGGACAGGAAAGGUGAUUAUCUAUCAGAAGGAUGGCUCACAUGCGCAUAUUUCUGAUGUGUACUACGUACCAAAUAUGAGAAGCAAUAUUUUGAGUAUUGGGCAACUUCUUGAGAAAGGUCAUGUGCUCCACAUGGAGGGGGAGUAUACGGAGUUGAGAACUCGUGAGAACCGACUCAUUGCUCGAGUUCGAAUGUCGACCAAUCGUAUGUUUCCUUUACGCUUGAACACAAUGUUGGUGCAAUGUCUUGCCACACGUUUGGAGAGUGAAAGUGAAAAAUGGCAUUUACUAAAGGAGGGUGGCAUGGUGCAAGGACUCCCGAACAUUGAUGAACUAGCUGGUGUGUGCCCAACUUGUGUUCUUGGGAAGCAAACAAGGCAACCUUUCUCUACAGAAAGAAAAUGGAGAGCUACUGGACGAUUGCAACUUGUCCAUACUGACUUGUGCGGACCAUUUGAACCAGUGUCAAUCGGAGGGACAAUGGAAUCAAACAUCAGCUCACCACUGCUUAUACUCCUCAGCAGAAUGGCAUUGCCGAACGAAAGAAUCGUACCAUUCUGA